UUUUAUCACAAACAUCUCCCUCCCUUAACAAAAUCAGUAUAUGCUCGUUCCAUUCACAUCUCGACUUCCCGCCUCUUCAAGGCUGAGGAAAGAAACCCAGAAGGAACUCUUCCAUUUAGCACAGCCCAAGGAACUUGACGGUGGAAAGCUCGUAACCCAAUCUGGGGUGGUCACGUGACAGGAAGUGAUCGCCUCUCGUUCACGCCUCCUCGAGAUGGCGAAGAGACCGGAAGAUUGGCCCGGCAUGCCCCGGGUUUCCGGUGCCCUCUGGCCCUUUUCUGUCGCCCGCUCUCCCUGCUGCUCUCGCUGGCUGGCGUGCUCGCUCCAGGACUGGGGCGGCCGGGAAGGGGCGGCGGCUGAGGAGUGGGCAGGUCGUCAUGGCCGCCUCUAAGCCCCUGGAGGCGGCGGUGGCGGCGGUCCCCAGCGCCGGGAGCGGGGUGGGGAGCGGGGCUGCUGGUCCCGGCGUGGGGGGCCUGCCUCGCUGGCAGCUGGCGCUGGCUGUCGGGGCGCCGCUCAUCCUGGGCGCGGGCGCCGUGUACCUGUGGAGCCGGCAGCGACGAAGGCGGGACACGGGCAGCGGCGGCCGGGGCGAUACCGGGGCCGGAGGCCUCAAACGGAACAGCGAGAGGAAAACCCCGGAGGGCAGAGCCAGCCCGGCCCCAGCCGGAGUGGGCAGCGGCCACCAGGACGGCACAGGCGCCCACGAGGAGAUGAGUCCUCUUGAUAGAGCCCAAGCAGCCAAGAACAAAGGCAACAAGUAUUUUAAAGCAGGAAAGUAUGAACAAGCCAUUCAGUGCUAUACAGAGGCCAUCAGUUUAUGUCCUACAGAGAAAAAAGCUGACCUUUCUACAUUUUAUCAGAACAGAGCUGCUGCAUUUGAGCAAUUGCAAAAGUGGAAAGAGGUGGCACAAGAUUGUACAAAAGCUGUUGAGCUUAAUCCCAGAUAUGUGAAAGCUCUCUUUAGACGUGCAAAAGCCCAUGAGAAACUAGACAAUAAGAAAGAAUGUUUAGAAGAUGUCACAGCAGUUUGUAUUUUAGAAGGUUUCCAGAACCAACAAAGCAUGUUGUUAGCCGAUAAAGUUCUUAAACUUCUUGGAAAAGAAAAGGCCAAAGAGAAAUACAAGAAUCGUGAACCUCUGAUGCCAUCUCCACAGUUCAUUAAAUCUUACUUUAGUUCCUUCACUGAUGACAUCAUCUCUCAGCCUAUGCUUAAAGGAGAGAAGUCCGAUGAAGAUAAAGACAAGGAAGGAGAAGCAUUAGAAGUAAGAGAAAAUUCUGGAUAUUUAAAGGCCAAGCAGUAUAUGGAAGAAGAAAACUAUGAUAAGAUCAUAAGUGAGUGCACAAAAGAAAUAGAUGCGCGAGGUAAAUACACAGCCGAAGCCUUGUUGCUACGAGCCACCUUCUACUUGCUUAUUGGCAAUGCCAAUGCAGCUAAGCCAGAUUUAGAUCAGGUCAUCAGCAUGGAAGAUGCUAAUGUGAAGCUUCGUGCAAAUGCCCUGAUUAAAAGAGGCAGCAUGUAUAUGCAACAACAGCAGCCUUUGCUCUCUACUCAGGAUUUUAAUAUGGCUGCUGAUAUUGAUCCUCAAAAUGCAGAUGUCUACCACCACCGAGGACAGUUAAAGAUUCUUCUUGAUCAAGUUGAAGAAGCAGUAGCAGACUUUGAUGAAUGUAUUAGAUUACGACCUGAUUCAGCCCUAGCUCAAGCUCAAAAGUGUUUUGCACUGUAUCGGCAAGCUUACACAGGAAACAAUUCUACACAAGUUCAGGCAGCUAUGAAAGGCUUCGAGGAUGUCAUAAAGAAAUUUCCAAGAUGUGCUGAAGGCUAUGCAUUGUAUGCCCAGGCACUAACAGAUCAGCAACAGUUUGGUAAAGCAGAUGAAAUGUAUGAUAAAUGUAUUGACUUGGAACCAGACAAUGCCACAACGUAUGUUCAUAAAGGUUUGCUUCAGCUUCAGUGGAAGCAAGAUCUAGAUAAAGGCUUGGAACUUAUUAGCAAAGCCAUUGAAAUUGACAACAAGUGUGAUUUUGCAUAUGAAACAAUGGGAACUAUUGAAGUGCAGAGGGGAAACAUGGAUAAAGCCAUUGACAUGUUCAACAAGGCAAUUAAUCUGGCCAAAUCUGAAAUGGAAAUGGCACACCUCUAUUCACUUUGUGAUGCUGCCUAUGCUCAGACAGAAGUUGCAAAGAAAUACGGAUUAAAACCUCCUACGUUGUAAAACAGCUGGGAAAGGAAAAAUGACCCACUUUUUAGACAUAUGCCCACACUUCAACCAAGCUCUACAGAUGAGAUCACAGACCGUGGUGAAUGGUGGAACUUAGUUUUUCCGUUUGUGGUGUUUGUCAUUUGUUACAUCUGUUUAAUGUUUAGGUGUUGUGGGAGUGGCUGUUCAAGGAAGUUUGCAGUGUUGAAGCUUAUUUCCUAAUGCAACAGAGGGGGAUAUCCAAAACAAUGUUGCAAAGGGAACAAAGGAUAUUUUGGCCAUGCAAAUAAAAACUGAUUUGUUCAUUGGGGGGAGGAGGGAAGUGAUUAUGUUUUGGAUGAUUUUGUUUAUAGUACAUAUACACACAUACACAAACACACAGAUAUAUGUGUGUGUGUGUGUGUGUGUAUAUAUAUAUAAACAUUUUACAGCAUGUUGGUUUUUAAAAUAAUAUGGCGAGUACUAGUAAAAUAGAUUUCUUUUAUAUACAAUUAAUCCCUAUGGGUUGAUUAUUUGUUUUUCAAAGAAAAAAGUAUGUUUUUGUUUUGAGAAUUUUUUUGGUUUUGUUUCUUAAAGCUAAAUUGAGAGAGAACCUUAAUGUGAUGAAAGGCACAGUGCCUUUGCCUUCUGCAUAACUCUAGGAAGAACCUGGUGGCAGCUACCAAUCAAUUUGAUCAUUUCCCACAGAGACAAUAAUAAAUGAUGAGAAACAUAGCUUCAAAUCUAAAGCAACCACAAACUGCUAUAGCAAACUAUACAGAAACAAAAAUCUGUUGCUUUGAAGCUGACAGACUUAGAAUAUGACUUUAAGAGCAUUGCUACUGUUGAGGGAAUAAAGCACUCAAGAUGUAAAAUGAGGUGGGUUUUUUAAAAGGCUUAAUGCUAUUUAUUGAACUUGGUACUGCUAGAUUUAAUGGUGUACACUUUUUAAAGAAAUUCAAAUGAUGGCUUAUGUAUGUAAUCUAAAUAAAAAUGGAAUGAGUGUGAUACAUGGAAACAUUUGAUUUAAAAUAGCUAGUAAAAAAAAUUUGGUAAAGCAAUGUGCAAUUUAUUAAAGACUUAAAUGUUAUUGCCAAGAGCCUACUAUGUCAAGUGGCAAAUGCUUGAGUGUUUCACCAAGUUAUAGUAACAGAGUUAGAAAAAGUACCUUUUCUGAGGCAUUACUUUUUAUGUAAAAGUAUGUGUGGGAUGCCUAAUUCAGUGAGCCCUUUGUUGUGAGGUCCUGAGUGCCAAUAUCUAGGAAUUUGUUGAUAAUUUAGGAAACCUGACCAUCUGUUUACAUUUUUAUCCUCAUUUAAUCUGCAACUCAUAUUUAAUUUCUAGUUAUUUUAUUCAGAUUGGGUUUUUUUUGGGGGGGGGGGUGGUUAUAAUCCUAAUUUAACUAGCAGAGUGUCCUGUUUUGUUGUGUGGGUUUUGUUUUUGUUUUUGUUUUUUAAGCAGUGGGCCAUCACAUAGUGUCUCACUAAAUUUGAGCUUUAGAAAAUACAUGCCACAGUAUGAUAGGGCCUUCUGCCAUCCUUUUGGGAAAAUAAAAUCUUGUUAGUGUACAGGGCCUGGGGUAAGGGGACUGCUUAUCCAAAGGGUCAGCGUUCACUGGGUGCUUAUAUUUCUGAAACCAAAUAAACUUUGUAGGUGUGAACACUACCUUUUUAGUACCUGUAAGAUUGGUUCCUCUUUCACAGUAGGGGUAACUUCUGACUUUAGGAGAUCAUGGGUCUAAAGGUAGCAAAUUGGGAAGUGAAAAUUUUUUGACAACCAGGAUAAUGACAAUUCAGAUCUAAGGGCUCUCUCUCCAUUUUUAGUCUUUAAAUUAUGUACCUUCCAAGACAACCACUGCUGACUUCAGGAGGGGUUGCUUAUCCCCAACUUAAAAUUCUUCUGAUUCUUUAAAAGGGUUUUUAUUUGCAUGGCCUUAUUUUCACAGACACUGACAUUUUCUUCUACUCUUCUCCCUUCCUCCCCCCUGAGGAGCGGUAGGAAAAAACCACACAAAGGAAAAUGACGCAUGUGCCGUUCAAUAUUAUCAUUCCAAAUCUUCACGGACUGUUGCCUGUUCUUAAAAUAUUUGAAACUGCACUGAAAGCUACAUUUGUCUGUAACUUUUCUUUUGUAAAUGAAUUCACAUGUAAAUUCACCAAAUAAAUAUUACAUUCAAGUUUA
Messenger RNA from Antechinus flavipes (yellow-footed antechinus), 4361 nucleotides. RefSeq names its product translocase of outer mitochondrial membrane 70 (gene TOMM70). The coding region runs from base 378 to 2216 and encodes 612 amino acids. Gene Ontology annotation, molecular function: protein binding. NCBI's taxonomy places the organism in Eukaryota, Metazoa, Chordata, Mammalia, Dasyuromorphia, Dasyuridae. The transcript is spliced from 12 exons. The record is from RefSeq and is a predicted model, not a curated record.